AAACAACUAAUAAAGAAAGUCAAAUAAAAGCCCUUGUGGGGUCUCGUCUAAACUCAACAUUCAUUCUCAGAGAAGCCGUCUUCCUCUUGUAAUCUAUCUCGAUCGGACAUCUUCUUAUCUGCGAUUCCAAUGUCGAGCCGUUGGUUGAGACCCGAGGUGUAUCCGUUGUUCGCGGCCACGGGAGUUGCGGUGGGUAUCUGCGCGUUUUCUUUGAUCAGAAACAUCACCGGCAAUCCUGAAGUCAGAUGUACAAAGGAGAAUAGGGCUGCUGGGGUAUUGGAUAACCAUGCAGAGGGAGAGAAGUACAAGGAGAACUUCCUGAGGAAGUACGUUCGCAACAAGCACCCUGAGAUCAUGCCUGGCAUCAACAAAUUCUUCACUGAUCCUAAAUACUGAACGACCCCCCCUGCACUGUUUUGCUGUUAUAUUGUUUCUCGAAUUGAAUCUCUUCCCUAUGAUAUAAACCCUCAUUUGUCAAUUUCACAUUGUGAUGCAUCCUCCAGCUGAUGUGACUUCUUAUGCUACUGGUGUCACUUUUUAAGCAGAUAAUAAGAAAACUACUUAUGUAUGAAGUUCCUGUUUGGAAACACAAUUGCAAUAUUUA
Brassica oleracea var. oleracea is the source of this 604-nucleotide messenger RNA. RefSeq lists its product as uncharacterized. Lineage: Eukaryota; Viridiplantae; Streptophyta; Magnoliopsida; Brassicales; Brassicaceae. The transcript is spliced from 4 exons. The record is from RefSeq and is a predicted model, not a curated record. The coding region runs from base 130 to 396 and encodes 88 amino acids.